AUGCUACACUGUUACUUCUUGGACACAGCAGCUGCCCGUUUACCUCUUGUCGCCACCGUGGGUUCCUUUGGUGUACCAGUAUUUUGCCCAACCGGCACAGGAUUUUUUACUGGAUCAGCAGACUGCGUGACCGGCACAGGAAUCUUGUCUAGUUCAACAGCCGAAGAGUGUCGCGACGAAGAAUCGUUGAAGACGCGCAAAGUGUGGAGUCGUUGGAGUAAGUGGGGCGACUGUUCAGUGACCUGCGGCGGCGGCAGCAUCGUUAGGAGCAGGAUAUGCGUCGCGGGGAGAUGCGCGCCCGGAGAGAGAGAGGAGCAGCGCCGCCCGUGCAAACGCGCUCCCUGCUUGCGCGCGCUUUUUGAACCAACUAACUUAGAAUUGCAUGACGCCGAUUAA
Molecule: messenger RNA, 396 nt
Organism: Chilo suppressalis (striped riceborer)
Lineage: Eukaryota; Metazoa; Arthropoda; Insecta; Lepidoptera; Crambidae
Source: the annotation of a GenBank genome assembly